Molecule: messenger RNA, 1623 nt
Organism: Sorghum bicolor (sorghum)
Lineage: Eukaryota; Viridiplantae; Streptophyta; Magnoliopsida; Poales; Poaceae
Product: 26S protease regulatory subunit S10B homolog B
Exons: 10
Coding region: 151-1347 (398 amino acids)
Biological process (GO): positive regulation of RNA polymerase II transcription preinitiation complex assembly
Cellular component (GO): proteasome regulatory particle, base subcomplex; cytosolic proteasome complex
Molecular function (GO): ATP hydrolysis activity; ATP binding; proteasome-activating activity
Source: RefSeq, a predicted model, not a curated record
CCCCCGGUUCGCUGGACCCGGGUCCGCCUCCGCCUCCGCUCUUCUUCUUCUUGCGAGAGAAGAUUACAAGAAGCAAAGCCUGGCGCCGCCGCCGCCGCAGCCGAAGCCGACGAGGGGCAUAUCCCCGGAGGGAAGUGGUGGAGGAGGAGGAUGGCGGAGGGCGGGGAGGACGCGCGCCGCCGCGCCGCGGUCACCGACUACCGCAAGAAGCUCCUCACCUGCCGGGAGCUCGAGGCGCGGGUCAAAACAGGGAGGGAGAACCUAAAAGAUGCAAAGAAAAACUUGGAAAAAACUGAAGAGGAUCUAAAAUCAUUGCAAAGUGUUGGUCAAAUUAUCGGUGAGGUGCUUCGACCUUUGGACAAGGAACGAUUUAUUGUCAAAGCUAGCAGUGGACCACGCUAUGUUGUUGCCUGCCGAAGUAAAGUUGACAAAGAAAAGUUGAUUGCCGGUACACGAGUUGUUCUUGACAUGACAACACUUACCAUCAUGCGCACUCUGCCUCGUGAGGUUGAUCCUGUAGUUUACAACAUGCUACAUGAAGAUCCUGGCAAUGUUAGUUACUCAGCUGUAGGUGGGUUAUCAGAUCAAAUAAGGGAACUCAGAGAAUCCAUUGAGUUACCGCUUAUGAACCCAGAAUUGUUUCUCCGUGUCGGGAUUAAGCCGCCGAAGGGUGUGCUGCUCUACGGUCCACCUGGAACUGGGAAGACACUUCUAGCUAGAGCCAUUGCUAGCAACAUUGAUGCUAAUUUCUUGAAGGUUGUGUCAAGUGCUAUCAUUGAUAAAUAUAUUGGUGAAAGUGCACGCUUAAUUCGUGAAAUGUUUAACUAUGCACGUGAGCAUCAGCCAUGCAUCAUUUUUAUGGAUGAAAUUGAUGCCAUCGGUGGCCGAAGAUUUAGUGAGGGCACAAGUGCAGAUCGUGAGAUUCAGAGGACAUUGAUGGAGCUUCUAAAUCAGCUAGAUGGAUUCGACGAGCUUGGGAAGGUGAAAAUGAUCAUGGCAACCAACCGGCCUGAUGUUUUGGAUCCCGCACUCCUUCGUCCUGGGCGGUUGGACAGGAAGAUUGAGAUCCCAUUGCCGAAUGAACAGGGGAGGAUGGAGGUCCUCAAGAUCCAUGCAGUUGGCAUUGCGAAGCAUGGCGAGAUUGACUAUGAAGCUGUAAUCAAUCUAGCUGAAGGCUUCAACGGAGCCGAUCUGCGCAACGUCUGCACCGAAGCCGGCAUGGCUGCUAUCCGAGCAGAGCGUGACUAUGUCAUUCACGAGGACUUCAUGAAGGCUGUGCGCAAGCUGAAUGACGCCAAGAAGCUCGAGUCCAGUGCACACUACAGCGCUGACUUCGGCAAGGAUUGAAGGGGGGUAUUUCACCUGAUCUGGAGCGGUUCUGAUCAUAGGGCAAACUGUGUUAGGUGGAAGAGCUGCCAUGGGAGCAAGAGCAAGCACAUCACUCUUGAUUUAUUUAUUACUUAUUCGUUUCAUCAGAUAGAUACUUAUCAUAUUCUUCCGGUGUAAAUGGUUUGAUGAGAAACUCAAUCAACUUUUCUUUAAAAAAUGAAUUUGGCCUCUCAUUGAUAUGUAAGGGCCAUAUAACGCCUUGUACUUCCUGUGAGUAAACAUUUGCAGAAACAA